GAUUUUUUGUUCGAGUUGUUGUUGGUUGCAUUUUCGUUUACCCUCGAUUUUGACUUGCUGCAUUCCACUGAGCACAUUUGCUUCUUUUCGUGCUAAGAAGUUUUCCUGUUUCUUGUUUCCUGGACGUUUUCGAUUUUCCAGGGCUGGAACAAUAUUAAGCAUUGCUUGGGUUUACUGGUUUAUGGUUGAUACGAGUACUGUACAGUGUACACAUCAUUCGUCAUUGUCAAGACUCGAUCAGGACUGCAAUCCACUUUUGAAGUAGACACUUCAGUUCAUUGAUCUCAUCCGUUCUUCAGUUUUGGAAGUUUCCUGGUGACUUCUUCGCGAUCUUGCUAAACUCAGUUUUGAAGUAAAUAAGUUUCUUCUGAUACACAUAGAGGUGUACGUACGUCAGAAAUCCUAAAAUACCUGCCCACCAUUUGUCCGUCUGGCAGAGAAGGAAGGAGGAAUUGAGUUACCCAUCUGUGUGGGACAUUUUGGCAGCCCGUCGCCAGCUGCAUCUGUAGCUGUGCCUUGUUGUCGGGUGGUGUGUGGAUAAUUUAAAACUUUGGUUCGCCCGACAGCGUGCGUGUUGGGCUGAUCAGCUGCGGGAAUCUCCCAUCGCAUUAACCAAUGCGUCCGUUCUGUACGCCAUGCGCUCCCUUGAGACGGCCGAAUUACAUGUGGGCGACGGAAUGCUCGAGGCAGACGGCCAGGGAAGAAGUCCCGGGGCCGAGACGGAGAAGCGGCUGCUGGCCGAUCACGACGCUGCCGACGACAACGCCAGCCGCCCCGGGGCCGUAGAUUUCGGGGCGCAGUUCGAUGAGCUGCUGGAGGGCAUUGGGAAUUUCGGCAGAUAUCAGAAGAUUCUCAUCUUCUGCGUCCUACUGCCUAUGACGCUGAAUUUCGCCUCCUCAUCUGCUUGGAUCUUCCUGAUCCAGACUCCCGAUGUUUACGGCUGCGUGUUGCCGGUGAAUAACGUCUCGGAGUCAGAUGUGAAAAGGCUGCUUCCGCCUCCGGAUAGCAAGUCUCCUUCCGACGCUCAGCGUGCGUACUGCUCCAUGUACGAUGUGAAUUAUUCAGCAUUGUUGAACGAUCAUGUUUCGGUUGAGGCGGCGGAGUACUUUUUGAACAAUGCUUCUCGGUUGGGCAAUAUUAGCACUACAGUGUGUGAGGAAUGGGAAUUCGAACGCACUUCGUACCACUCGACCAUAGUCACGGAUUGGAAUUUGGUUUGUGGAGCGGAUUUUUUAAGCACGGUGGCGUACAUGGUUGGCUGCUUAGGAAUGCUUAUUGGAAUUCCUGUAGGAGGAUACUUUUGCGACCACUAUGGGCGCAAGAAAACGUUUUUUGUUUUUCUGUUCAUACAAAUUGUUUUUGGCGGAGCAGCGGCAUUCUCUCCUAAUUAUUGGACGUUCUUGAUUCUUACGGCGAUUCAAAUGCUCGCGGUUAAUCCUUUAUAUGCAGUUCCUUUUACUUUGGGUCUGGAAAUUAUCUCACCAGACUACCGAGCGACUUUCACAGUAUUCAUCACUGUAUUCCUGGCCGUAGGCGAUAUUGGUUUCAUCGGUGUAGCUUAUUUUGUCCGCGCCUGGCGAUCUAUCGCGUUGAUAUGCACGUUUCCCUUUGUCAUCUUUGCGGCAUACUGGUGGUUCUUGCCGGAAAGUCCGCGUUUUCUCUUGACACAAAAGCGCUACGCAGAAGUGGAGAAUUUUCUUCGUCGUGCUGCGAAAUGGAAUGGGAAGGAAUAUGACGAGAAGUUACAAACUAAAUUCAUAAAACUUGUGGAGAAUUUUGAAGAAUACGAGGAAAAGAAAAGUAUGGAUGAGACAUCCUUCCCAUUUACGGAACUGUUUAGCAAACCGAAUAUUCGACGAAAAACGCUGCUCUUAAUGUAUCUGUCCGCCAAUGUGACCAUUGUGUAUUGUGGGCUGAACUACUACGCUCCUUCAUUGGGAAAAGAUCCCCAUUUAAGUUUCCUUUUAUCUAAUCUUGUUGAACUCCCAGGAUCCUUGUUAACUCAAACAGUGGCUGAUCGACUGGGUCGCCGAUUGACGACUUUUGCUUGUUUAAUUCUGGGCGGAAUUUGCUGUCUGGCAACUCUGGCAUUUCCCUCGGAAACUGAUCAUUAUAUUGCUGUGUUAAGCUUGUUUUUAAUUGCUCGGAUGUUUAACACCACGGCCUAUACUGUUCAGGAACUGAUGGUCUGUGAAUUAUUGCCUACAGUUGUACGCGGAGAAGGCGUAGGAAUUACAAAUAUGGUAUCCUCUAUUGUGUCUAACCUGGGACCAGUUAUCGCGUACUUUCAGAUUUAAAAGUUUCGCAUUGCCGCUGGCCAUUUACGGAUGUAUCACGAUAUUCGGAAGCUUUUUCGUUCUUCUGCUGCCGGAAACAGGUGGUGUUUCGUUGCCGGAAACAGUGCAAGAAACGGAGGACUUUGGCAAAGAUAUGACAUGGAAGGAUGUAUUCACUC
Molecule: messenger RNA, 2455 nt
Organism: Paramacrobiotus metropolitanus
Lineage: Eukaryota; Metazoa; Tardigrada; Eutardigrada; Parachela; Macrobiotidae
Product: beta-alanine transporter-like
Exons: 7
Coding region: 636-2297 (553 amino acids)
Biological process (GO): transmembrane transport
Molecular function (GO): transmembrane transporter activity
Source: RefSeq, a predicted model, not a curated record